AUGGGAUUGAUGUGUAUUUCACUCUCAACUUUCUUCAAGCAUCAACGUGUAAGUGUGGUGAUAAAUAUUCAGUAAUAAUUUACAAAUUCAGAUAGUGGGCAAUAUUUGGUUAUGGUACCUAAACAUAUAAUAUGUUUGUAGGAAAAGUUAUUCCCUGGAAUCUACCUUCAUUGGAAAAAAUACCAGGAGGGAUUAAUCACCAAAAUGAAGAGCCAUAGUGACCUGAUGAUAGCUGGUGACGGAAGGCAUGACAGUAUGGGUCAUAGUGCUAAGUACUGUGCCUAUACUGUCUUCUGUUGCACAGUACCAUUCAUCAUUCAUUUUACAAUGGUGCAGGUAUGUUAGAAAGCACAAAUUGUAUCAGUGACAGAUUUUCAUAUUUUUGUUUGAGGGGUAGGGUGGAUAAAUAUGGGGGGGGGGUGUGCUGCUGCGGGGAUGCAAAACUUUUGGGGUGGUGUUAAAUGCCUCUGGGGGCACACCCCCCCCAGAAAAUCCAUGCCUGAAUUGUAUACACCAGAAUGAUAUAAAAUCACGUUGCACAUUUACUGGUUUUUUUUUAAUUUUAGAGAAAUGAAGUAGGUAGCAGUCCUGCGAUGGAGUACCAUGGCUUUGUAAGGUGCAUGGAAUAUCUUCUGGGCACUGGACUACUUAUAAAGACUUUCGUUUCUGAUCGGCAUUCAGGAAUUGCAAAGCACAUGAGAGAAAAGCUGACCACAAUCAAGCAUUAUUUUGACAUUUGGCAUUUAAAGAAGAGUAUGUUAUCAGAAUAA
Molecule: messenger RNA, 770 nt
Organism: Paramuricea clavata
Lineage: Eukaryota; Metazoa; Cnidaria; Anthozoa; Malacalcyonacea; Plexauridae
Source: the annotation of a GenBank genome assembly